This is a messenger RNA of Coregonus clupeaformis (lake whitefish), 1555 nucleotides long. Its product is annotated as nuclear factor 7, brain. Gene Ontology annotation, molecular function: zinc ion binding. The transcript has a single exon. The record is from RefSeq and is a predicted model, not a curated record. Bases 1 to 1092 code for a protein of 363 amino acids. NCBI's taxonomy places the organism in Eukaryota, Metazoa, Chordata, Actinopteri, Salmoniformes, Salmonidae.
AUGGCCACAGCCUCUUCUCCCCACCUCCACUGUCCGAUCUGCACAGAGAUCUUCACUGAGCCUGUGUCUCUCAGCUGCCAGCACACCUUCUGUAAGAGCUGCAUCCAACAAAGCCUGAAGACCCUUCAGCAAUGUCCGCUGUGCGGAUCUUGCCUAUUCAGAGACACAACCUUCGAAAUCAACAAGCCUAAACCUAAACCUAGACUUAAAUUUAAACCUAAAUCUGAAGGGGUGGAACAGUCUUCCGAUCAUGGUGAAUGGAGACAGAGAACCACAGCAGGACAAGACAUGUGUUCUAAACACAAUGAAAUCCUGCAACUGUUCUGUGAUACAGACAAACGGCUCAUCUGUGUUGUCUGCAGAGACGGGAAAGCCCACGCAGGACACAAGUUCAAACCUGUGAAAGAGGCGCAAGAUGACUUCAUGGAGAAACUAGUCUCUGACUUAAUCUACCUUCAAGAGGAUAUCAACAAGGUGGUCAGGUUCCUGGAACGCGAGCGAGGCAUCACGGCGAACACGCGGGAGAGAAACGUCAGACUCAAAGCCGAGAUAAACUCCCAGUUUGAGGAGCUCAGAGAACAGCUGAGACUGAGAGAGGAGCAGGCCAUGAGGGAGAUAGAGGAUAUGGACAUGGACUUUGAAACUAAACUAACCGAGAUAGAGGAAGUGUUGGGGGAAGGCUGGGAGAGACAGGCCAUCUUAAAGUCAGCGAUGAACAUUGCUGAGCCCAGGGAGUUCGUCAUGUGGUGGACAGAGAAGGGUGAGGCCGAAGCGAGGCUGGUGAGGGAGGUUGGAAAGCUGCAGGGACCUUUGAUGAGGAAAUGCCCCUCUCCCAGUCCCCAGAAACCCUGGACAAUCCUGGACCUAUCUGCCACACAGUCCAAACCAGCCAUCACACUCCCCAACCCAGUCAUGACACAACGUGGCCCAGCCGGGACAGAAUUGGGGAGCCUGCUUGGCUUCCUGGACUCAGAGGGUCUGAAGAAAAGUCUUUCUAGAAGCAUCUCUCACCCCACAGAGACCAAAUCCAACCCAUUCUUUAAAAAGAGUCAUUCUAAAAAAGAUAAGAGUACAUUUCAUGUCAGUUUUUAGAUGCUGAGUCAUGUCUCAAAAUGAUUUUCCUCUUUACAAACUGAUUUUGCUCUUGUAAUCUGAUUACUUUUAUUGAUGUGAUUGAUUUGAAUGAAUAGUUUGUAUUAUUUUUUAUAGUUUUAUUUUAAUAGUUGUAUUGAUUUGAAUUGUUGCACUGAGAAACAAAUUAUUGUGUGCAUUUGAAAUGAAGAUUUCUUGUUCAAUUUUAGCAUUAACGAUUAAUGCAAUGAAUUCUCAAGAUCAAUGGAUUUAUAUGGAUGAAUUUUUAAAACGGUCAAACUGUGACCUAAGCAAGGAAACCAUAAAUAUUUGAAAACAUGGUAUACAGUGUUACACCUAUUUUGUUUAUAUAAAACACGGCAAGCCACAUCUCUUUCUGAAUGACCAACCAAAUAAUGUAUUCUAUUAUCUUAACUCCCUGUACCAAUGUCUAUUUCCACAGCUUUAUCAAGUCCAGAACAUA